AUGUCGUUCAUCACACUGAAGUAUUCUAGGCCGGGCGCCUGUCUUUGUCUCCCCGACUCCAUCCACCCCCUCUGUCCUUCUCACGGCGCGCGGGAGUCUCCCAGCAAAAAGAGAAAGAGUGAAGUGAGACAGGAAGACUCUGAUCCAGACUACACUCCUUCAACGAGACGUCGAAAGUCAGGACAUCGAGAAACCAGUUCAGCUGGAGAUGACACGACGACAUUGGAGACACCACACUCACGCCUCGAGAAUGAUCAUGCGAACGAAGCACUCACUUCAACUACCUCCCCUUCGACCGUAGCAAGACACCAAGGCAUAAGAUCUGUGAGGAGGAGGAGGAGGAGGAGCAGCACCGCCACCAACCGGAAUACAACACCAGCAUCUUCCCGCCCGAAAAGAAACAACAUGCUUCCUAUUCCUUCGAAUGCGCCCUCUGUCUUGCUACCAGGUUACACUUUUGAGGAAGCCAGGGCUUACCUUGCCAACGCCUCGAAUUUUAGGAAAGAAGAAAAGAAGAGCUGGACUCCCACCCCCCGUUUCCUCUUCAAGCGCAGACAGGUCGAACAGGCUGGUUGGAUGCGAUUCGAAAUUCUGAGUGACAAUUGGAAACAUUUCCGCUUCAUGCUGUAUCGCGAGCUCUUGGUGGCACAAGAUGGUUCGGUCACUUUUGCCGAUGCUUUGACGUUUCCCAAGCCCCAAGGGCAUGGCAUUGAUGCAUCAAUCCUGCGGACCAAUCGACAGAUCUACCGAGAAGCCAGCACAGUCCUCUAUAGCAAGAACAAGUUUGUCGCAGCCGACCCCGAUCAUCUCUUCCGGCCAAAUGGGCUAAAAUGCCUCCGACGUCGAACCACAACCCUCAUCCAGCACAUUUCAUUCGAAAAGAGUGGUAAUGCCGCGCAGUUGUGCCAGGAGUAUUGUGAAAGUAUCUUGCAACCGAUAUGGAACAUGAUGAUCCAAUACCCUGCGUUCUUGAAUCUCCGGAAACUCAGCCUGCGUCGUGAAGUCAUUCGAGCAAACGAUUGCAACCUCAUCGACAUGCAGAUGUACUUUGACAAGACGACGAACGCGACUCUUAGUGCUCGAGGUGUUUUCAACAAGAAAGAUCUCAUCAUACACACUGCAGCGAAGCUUGCUGCAUGGGCUGCGAUGAGGGAUUCAUGGUUCGAUAACUUACAUCUCGUCCAAAAUUCGUACCCAGACAUGCCCGGACACACAGGAAUGCUCAAGCAUGUCGUCGAGGUUUGCCUUUCUAGAGGACAGGAUGAAGACCAGGGCAAGACUUUUGUCAAGCUCGAUCUACACGACACCAUCAUGGCGGCCUUGGAGGUCGAAAUUGAAAAAGGAGAGCAAGGCGCGGAUAGCCUUUACGACAACUAUUUCCAAAAACAUCGACUUCAGCUCACGUCAUGA
Molecule: messenger RNA, 1410 nt
Organism: Exophiala oligosperma
Lineage: Eukaryota; Fungi; Ascomycota; Eurotiomycetes; Chaetothyriales; Herpotrichiellaceae
Exons: 1
Coding region: 1-1410 (469 amino acids)
Source: RefSeq, a predicted model, not a curated record